Messenger RNA from Arxiozyma heterogenica, 1335 nucleotides. RefSeq names its product Sld2p (gene SLD2). Bases 1 to 1335 code for a protein of 444 amino acids. The transcript has a single exon. Gene Ontology annotation, biological process: double-strand break repair via break-induced replication; DNA replication; mitotic DNA replication preinitiation complex assembly. Gene Ontology annotation, molecular function: DNA replication origin binding; single-stranded DNA binding. Lineage: Eukaryota; Fungi; Ascomycota; Saccharomycetes; Saccharomycetales; Saccharomycetaceae. Gene Ontology annotation, cellular component: DNA replication preinitiation complex. The record is from RefSeq and is a predicted model, not a curated record.
AUGUUAUCAAUAACUAAUGAAGCAUACACUAUACUUAAACCUCAUGAAGAUGAAUUUUUCGGCAUGAACAUUAUAUUAUUGAAGAAAGAACUUAAAAAAUGGGAACAUGAUUUUAUCAAGAAAUAUAACAGAUCACCCAAAAAGAGUGAUAUUGAUCAAUUUCCUGCAAUUAAAGUAAAAUAUAAAAGUUAUUCAAGAUAUAAGAGUAAAAAAGUACGAUAUGAGAGAACACCUAUAAAAAAUGAAUAUUCAGUAGACAAUUCUACAGGUGGAAAUUUUUCAAAUAUUAGUAAUAACAAUGAAGAUGACUUUAAUGGAUUUAUUAAUGAAGAAUUGGGUCCUACUCCGCAGAUUCAUGGUAAAUCUAUUGGUCUAUUCGAAAUAAAUCUAUCUCCUAUAAAGAAAAAAUUAGAUUUAUUAGAAGAUGAUGAAAAUGAUGAUAUAUUCCAAGAAUCAAAUAUAGACAAAAUUGAGAAUGUACUAGAAAAUAAUACAGCACCUAUACUUAAGAACAACAAUAAAAGUAAUGAUCAUAGUGGUUUAAAAAAUGAUAUAUCUACAAGAUUAUAUGGCCCUAAUUCUCCAUUAAAGAUCGACUCCACAAUAAAAUAUCGUCAAAGGACUCCUAAAAGAAAUUUAAACGUAGAGUUAAAUGAAAAUAUUACACCUGUUGGUAUUAGCCCUUCUCCCUUGUGGAAACGCUCUUUGACUAAAUCUUUAAAGGAACUGGAACAUGAAUUUCAAACUGUGAGAAAAGAGCUCAAACUUACUGAAAUUGAAGAGGAGACAGAGGAAGAGCAAAAUGAAGACGACGAGAAAAAUAAUAAGGACAUACUGUCUGAUUCUGGUAUUAAGAAUGAUAAAGAGAUUUCUAAUACUCAAGGUAAGAAAGUCAAUAACAUAGAAGAAAUAAAUACAGAGACUUCUUUUAACAACGUUCCUACCGAUGCUAGAACCCAAAGAAGACGAAAAAACAGAGUUAUGGCUAAUGUGGAUAUGUCAGCUAAUGAUUCAUUAAAUAAUAAUAUCAAUGAAGAGGUUGAUUUACACGCUAUGUUAAGAAAUAUUAAAAGACAAAAAUUGAAAGAGUUUAUUGAAAAAAAGUCAAUUCCCUUACCACCAACGAUAAACGAUAAAUUACUCUUAGAAGAUGUCAGACUAAAUAAAGAAACGGUUAAAGGUAUUGACAAAAAACAGGACACUACUAAAGUCCCUGUAAAACAGAAGCGUAAAAAGAAAUAUAAUUUGGUAAGUAAUAACUUUAGAAGACUCAAACUUCCUAGUAGAAAUAAAAAAAAUAGCUACCGGAAAAAAUAUAAUAAUAGAAAAUUUUAA